CCCAUUUCAGUUCAAAGUUCAAACCAUUACUCUCCUCUCCUCUCCUGCUUGCUUUUCCCUCCUGCUCGACAAUAAACCCUGCACUGCCAUUCCCUCUCCAUUUUCAAUUUCUAGUUCAGCACCAACAACUGGUUUUUCAUUAUUGGCCUUGGAAAAGCAUGGAAGCACCAGCACCGGAAAACACUGCGGAAGAGAAGCUCAAAAUUUCUUCCAUCUCUCCACACAAGGAAGGAAUUGUUCAAAUCCAUGACUUGGAAGAGGAUUUUUCGUCUCCAACACCAGUGAAAACCAAAGAACCAUCACGUAUUAAGGGCAACGAAGAGCGGGCUGAACUUCCGGACAAGUAUGGUACCUUACUGGAGAUUUUUAAUCGCAUGACUAGUUCGUUGAGGUUGUUGAGUCUACGUAAAAGGACACCAAGUUUUCAGAACAUUAGCAGUCAAGUUGAAAUCCUGACAGGAAGAAAAUUCCUAUACAUACAUAUUGGACAAAUAAAAUAUAUACUUCCUGAAGCAGUUCAGAUUGAUAAGAUUCUCAUACAUGAUGAGAAAACCAAGUGCAUGAAGUCAGACAUGAAGAUUACGUUGCUUUUUGAUGUUGUAAAAGAUCAUCAUGAAGAAUCUCCGUAUGUGGCUCUGAGCAAUCUUUUCACUUCCAGACUAAGAGAGUUUUACAUGAGACAUCCUGAGGGCUGUGAUAUCCCUGAAGCUGCACUACCAGAGCCAUUCAGCUCAAGAAAAAUCGCCAUAAAUGGAGACUCAGUCUCUGCAAACUUAUCAGUUUUGUCUGAGACGGAGACAUUAAAUUCAUCCCAUCUGCCUCCUUCUUUUAAAACACACUUUCAUCAGAAGGCUGCUGCGACAGAGAUGGAGAGGACAGAUGUCAUUUCUCCUGUCAAAUCUGCAUGUGAGGUUAAUGGAGAGAUGGAUGGAGAGAUUGAAGAACUAAGGUCACUUCCUGGUUCUUCUUCUGUAGCCAGUGGGAGUGAGAGCACUCCUCUGAAGCCUCUUGUGGGAAGUGAUAGUGUAAUUGUUGAAACACCAGUACAAUCUACCCCAAUGAGGUCAAUUUCGCCAACUAGAUCAGUGCUAACCUGUGAAGACGAGACCAAGAAGACGGCAAGCCAAACCAGCAAGCAAUCCACUUCAGCUGCUAAGAAAUCAUUAGAUUUCUAUGGCAUGGACGGUGAAGACACUAUCUUCUCACAGAAGCAAAUAUCUGUUUGCUUGACUGACCUCGUUCUCUUGAUUCACCAAAUAUUUCAAUCUGUCAACUUUUGUUCAAUUACAAAGGGAGAACUUGUUCAGAAGAUUAUUAUGAAUAAUUUUGACAUUGACGACCACAAUGAGGUUGAAAUUCAAAUGGAGCACCUCGAGAGGCUGGUUCCAGAUUGGUUUUGUAAGAGAUUGGCACCAAGUGGUGACCUUCUGUACAAUGUUAAGAAAGUAUCAGAUGUGAACUCCAUCUGUGAAAGAAUUGAUGUCAUAUGAUCAGAGGGAACAUUGACUUGACUUCGAGUACAUUUCAAGUUAGGUAUUGAAGGGGCCAUUAAUUUUUUACCUCUCUUUUCAGGUGUUAGAAAUGUCCAAAUUUAAAGGCGGCAACAAUUAUUCUGAUCUAUUGUUAAAAUUGCUUAUCCUGGGGCUCCCCUGAGGAUGUACAUGAUUUCCAUGAGUACGUAAUUACUGUUGGGCCUUUUGCUUGC
Messenger RNA from Sesamum indicum (sesame), 1705 nucleotides. Its product is annotated as CDT1-like protein a, chloroplastic. Gene Ontology annotation, biological process: DNA replication preinitiation complex assembly; mitotic cell cycle; regulation of DNA-templated DNA replication initiation. Gene Ontology annotation, molecular function: DNA binding; DNA polymerase binding. Gene Ontology annotation, cellular component: nucleus. Lineage: Eukaryota; Viridiplantae; Streptophyta; Magnoliopsida; Lamiales; Pedaliaceae. The record is from RefSeq and is a predicted model, not a curated record.